Molecule: messenger RNA, 3102 nt
Organism: Diospyros lotus (date-plum)
Lineage: Eukaryota; Viridiplantae; Streptophyta; Magnoliopsida; Ericales; Ebenaceae
Product: protein argonaute 4-like
Exons: 24
Coding region: 140-2875 (911 amino acids)
Biological process (GO): regulatory ncRNA-mediated post-transcriptional gene silencing
Cellular component (GO): cytoplasm
Molecular function (GO): RNA binding; protein binding
Source: RefSeq, a predicted model, not a curated record
GUUAAAAUGCCACUCUAGCGCUCCCUCCCGCAGAAGCGAAGUCUCUUCCCGUUUCUCUCUCCUGAAGGCUGAGGGAGGGUGGCUCUGGUUAGGGUUUUGAGAAGUUCAGCUUACGGACUGGUGACAUCUCGAUCUGGUUAUGGGUUCAUUUGAAAAAGAUGGGAAUGGAGCAGCAGGAGGUUUGCCGCCGCCACCACCAGUUCCUCCUAAUGUUGUACCACUUAGAGCACAAGAGGAACAAGGAACUGAAGCUCUUAAGAAAAAGAUUGUGCGCCUCCCCAUGGAGAGACGUGGCCUGGGAUCUAAGGGCCAAAAGAUUAUGAUCCUAACGAAUCAUUUUAAAGUGAAUGUGACCAAUGUGGAGGGGUACUUCUAUCACUACAGUGUGACGGUAUCCUAUGAAGAUGGUAGGCCUGUAGAUGGAAAGGGUGUUGGUAGAAAGGUGAUUGAUAGGGUCAAGGAGACCUAUGAUUCAGAGCUUUCUGGAAAGGACUUUGCUUAUGAUGGUGAGAAGAGCCUUUUUACUGUUGGUUCACUUCCAAGGAACAAACUGGAGUUUACUGUUGUGCUUGAGGACCUUUCAUCAAACAGGACCAAUGGGAAUGCAAGCCCAGGUAGUCCAAAUGAAAGCGAGCGUAAGCGAUUGAGAAGACCAUAUCAAUCAAAAACCUUUAAGGUGGAAAUUAGCUAUGCUGCAAAAAUUCCAAUGAAGGCCAUUGCAAGUGCAUUACGUGGUCAAGAAUCUGAGAACUCUCAAGAAGCUCUGAGAGUUCUAGAUAUCAUUUUGAGACAGCACGCAGCAAAACAGGGGUGCCUGCUUGUGCGGCAGUCUUUUUUCCAUAAUGAACCAAGGAACUUUGUAGAUGUGGGCGGUGGUGUCCUGGGAUGCAGAGGAUUUCAUUCUAGCUUCCGAACAACCCAGGGAGGGUUAUCCCUUAAUAUAGAUGUCUCUACUACCAUGAUCAUCCAGCCUGGACCAGUUGUGGAUUUUCUCAUUUCAAACCAAAAUGUGAAAGAUCCAUUCUCAAUUGAUUGGGCAAAGGCCAAAAGAACCUUAAAGAAUUUGAGGAUAAAGACGAGCCCCUCCAAUGCUGAGUACAAAAUCACUGGACUUAGUGAUAAGCCUUGCCGAGAACAGCUGUUUUCAAUGAAGCAAAAAGGGAGGGAUGGUGAUUCUGAAUGUCAAAAUGUUGAAGUGACUGUUUACGAUUAUUUUGUAAAUUACCGCCACAUAGAGUUGCGCUACUCUGCUGAAUUGCCCUGUAUAAAUGUGGGGAAGCCAAAGCGGCCUACUUACAUACCUAUUGAGCUCUGUUCCUUGGUGUCCUUGCAACGCUAUACGAAAGCGCUGUCUACUUUUCAACGAUCAUCGUUAGUUGAGAAAUCAAGACAAAAGCCUCAAGAACGGAUGAGAGUAUUAAGUGAAGCACUAAAAAUUAACAAGUACGAUUCCGAGCCUAUGCUGCGGUCCUGUGGUAUUUCAAUUGGAAGUAACUUCACACAGGCUGAAGGGCGUGUUCUUCCAGCACCACGUUUAAAAGUGGGAAAUGGAGAAGACUUCUUUCCACGCAAUGGCAGGUGGAAUUUUAAUAAUAAGAAACUAGUGGACCCAACAAAAAUAGAGCGGUGGGCUGUUGUGAACUUUUCAGCUCGAUGUGAUAUACGUGGUCUUAUUAGGGAUUUGAUGAAAUGUGGAGACAUGAAGGGAAUCCGUAUUGAACCUCCAUUUGAUGUGUUUGAAGAGAGUGGACAAUAUCGACGCGCACCUCCUGUUGUUCGGGUGGAAAAGAUGUUUGAAGAGAUACAAUCCAAACUUCCAGGGGCGCCUCAAUUUCUUCUCUGUAUACUUCCAGAGCGGAAGAAUUCUGAUCUUUAUGGUCCGUGGAAAAGAAAGAAUCUUGCUGAUUUUGGAAUUGUGACUCAAUGCAUUGCACCAACUAGAAUCAAUGAUCAGUAUCUUACAAAUGUUCUCCUCAAAAUAAAUGCAAAGCUGGGUGGGUUGAAUUCUAUGCUGGCUGUAGAACAUGCUCCUGCUAUUCCCUUGGUAUCCAAGGUUCCUACCAUUAUCCUUGGGAUGGACGUCUCUCAUGGCUCUCCAGGCCAGGCUGAUGUGCCAUCAAUUGCUGCAGUAGUGAGCUCCAGGCAGUGGCCGCUCAUUUCACGUUACAGAGCAUCUGUCCGCACGCAAUCACCCAAGGUUGAGAUGAUUGACAACCUAUUUAAGCGCAUUUCCGACACUGAAGAUGAAGGCAUAUUUAGGGAACUUUUGCUUGAUUUCUAUGUGAGUUCAGGGAAAAGGAAGCCUGACCAAAUUAUCAUAUUCAGGGAUGGAGUAAGCGAAUCGCAGUUCAACCAAGUUCUGAACAUCGAACUUGAUCAAGUUAUUGAGGCCUGCAAAUUCCUUGAUGAGAAAUGGAAUCCCAAGUUUGUGGUGAUUAUUGCACAGAAAAAUCACCAUACAAAGUUUUUCCAGUCAGGAUCACCAGAUAAUGUUCCACCAGGGACAAUAAUAGACAGCAAAGUUUGUCAUCCACGGAACAAUGACUUUUACUUGUGUGCACAUGCAGGGAUGAUUGGCACAACUAGGCCGACCCAUUACCAUGUUCUAUACGAUGAGGUUGGUUUUUCAGCUGAUGAUCUCCAGGAAUUAGUUCAUUCGCUGUCCUAUGUGUAUCAGAGAAGCACCACUGCAAUUUCUGUAGUUGCUCCAGUAUGUUACGCCCACUUGGCAGCCACCCAGGUGGGACAAUUUUUGAAGUUUGACGAAGGGUCUGAGACAUCUUCGAGCCAUGGCGGCACAUCUGCUGGGCCUGUCCCAGUUCCGCAGUUGCCCCGACUGCAAGAGAACGUGUCGAGUUCCAUGUUCUUUUGUUAGAUGGCCCUGUGGUUGUAUAUAUUGGCUUGGUCUUUUGGUUAUGCGGAGAGCACUGAAUCAGAAAACUCGGAUCCUCCUAUGGUAGUUGAAUGUAAUUUAACUUGUUUUGGUCUUUUUGGCGUCUUGUUCUGUUUGGUCGACAGUGGUUAGGUUGCUUGGUCAUAUACCUUCUAUAUUUGCCAUAGUUUUAUGAUCAGAGAUUGCUAUUGUUACUUAGUGUGCCCCAA